Molecule: messenger RNA, 918 nt
Organism: Lindgomyces ingoldianus
Lineage: Eukaryota; Fungi; Ascomycota; Dothideomycetes; Pleosporales; Lindgomycetaceae
Exons: 3
Coding region: 69-800 (243 amino acids)
Biological process (GO): Golgi to vacuole transport; vesicle fusion; intracellular protein transport
Cellular component (GO): membrane; endomembrane system; SNARE complex
Molecular function (GO): SNARE binding; SNAP receptor activity
Source: RefSeq, a predicted model, not a curated record
AACCCUUUUACCCAGCGGCUGCCCCAUCAUCUUUAAUUUCAGGGCGGCUCCGUGUCAUCUCGCCCAAAAUGAUGUCCACAUCGAACGAUGACGACCCCUUCUUGCAAGUUCAAGCAGACGUUCUCUCUGCGCUCAACACCACCCGGCCCCUGUUUGCGUCGUACCUGCGAAUCCGGUCCUCGGCCUCGUCUGCCAGUUCUCCCGAGCUUCGAGAAGCCCGCAGCGAGCUCGAACAGACGCUCCAAGAGCUCAGCCAGGAUCUCGAAGAUCUCAUCGAGAGCGUCAAGGCUGUCGAGCAUGACCCGUACCGCUUCGGCCUUGAGAUCGACGAAGUAGAGCGUAGAAGGCGACUAGUCAAGGAAGUCGGAGAUGAAGUUCAAAACAUGCGGAAGGAGCUCCUGCAGACGGUCUACGAUGCCCAGAACAAGGGGAAGGCUGCUAUGAACGGAGACAUGUUGCCCGACCCAGAUUCCUUCGACGACCAGGAUGAAUAUGCAGCUUUCGAGCAGGAGCGGCAAGUCGAGUUGAUGCACGAGCAAGAUGAGGCUCUGGAUGGUGUCUUCAAAACCGUGGGAAACCUGCGACAGCAAGCUGAUGAUAUGGGCCGCGAACUAGAAGAGCAAGGGGAACUCCUCGAUGAUGUCGACAACGUGGCCGAUAGGGUUGGCGGAAAGCUCCAGACUGGCCUCAAGAAGGUUGGUUGGGUCAUCAAGAAGAACGAAGAUCGGUGGUCGAGCUGCUGUAUUGGGGUACUCAUAUUUGUUCUGAUAUUACUACUGGUCCUUCUCCUCAUCCUCUAAGCAGUCUGCCACCACUAAGUGAUGGCGAAAGACCAAUUUGAAAGAGCGACGUCCAGAUUGAACCCGAAAUUCCAAAGACAUUUCGGGAUGUCCAUCCCCAGAUCCGCUCGCACAUCAA